Messenger RNA from Anopheles coustani, 1856 nucleotides. It is a transcript of the gene tan, whose product is annotated as beta-alanyl-dopamine/carcinine hydrolase. The transcript is spliced from 8 exons. The coding region runs from base 477 to 1643 and encodes 388 amino acids. The record is from RefSeq and is a predicted model, not a curated record. Lineage: Eukaryota; Metazoa; Arthropoda; Insecta; Diptera; Culicidae.
UUUUGUCGGUCGCUGUACGCCGGCCGCCGUUUCCUCGUUCGACUCGUUCCGAUCCGGUCACGGUCUUACCUCCGAAAAGGCAGCUCUCAAUUUGCAACCCGUUUUUGGCGCCAGUUUGUCUUCAGCUCGUCUACCACACUCAGGCCGUUAUCGAUCGUCCGGACGGAGCUUCAUUGGACAGUUUAGUGUGCGGCUCAGUGCCGAACUCUGCGUAGUUGUGUCUUAUCGGUGCUCGAUUGUGGUGCCCUCGCACGUGUAGCACGUACUGUUUGAACGACAAGCAUUGUACUUAUCAGGCGGGAAAGUGAACCGAGUGCAACGAGAACAACCAAUACGAGCUCCACGAUCAACUCCAGCUAGGAACAUCCAAUUCUCCAUCCACAUUCUGAACAGUGCUGUGUAGUGCACUGCAGCGCCAGCGAGGAAAGCUCUCAACAGGAGUUAGCAAGCCACAACAAUCACCACAAAGCAACAUCAUGUCGCAGCUGACGAUCACCAACAUCCCGCGCCGGCAGAGCAUCCCGAUCCUGUACACCAGAGGCACCCACUAUGACGUCGGCUAUGACGUGGGUCGUACUUUUGGGUCGAUCAUCAAAAAUUUUCUACAACUCUCUGGACCGCUGAACAACAGCUAUCUGCCACUGUACCAUACCGAGGAAGGCCGUAAAAUUUACAACGCAACGUUGGAAAGCGUGAAGCGAUCGUUCCCGCAGUACGUGCGGGAGCUGGAGGGUACGGCCGAUGGCGCGCAGGUGGAGUUCCACAAGCUGUUCCUGUUACAUCUCGAUGAUAUUCUGCCGGUGGUGGCGGAGGGUCAGAACUCCAUAAACCAGCCGAUCGGAUGUUCCACCAUCUGCGUGAACGAGCCCGACUGCGAAAUCCUUGCCCACACGGAGGACGCACUGGCCGAGGUGCUGAACCAUUACUACUUCGUGUCGGCGCACAUCAUCUCCGACAGCCCGCAGGGCAAGUACAACGUGACCGAGGAGCGGUUCACCUCCCUUUGCUACGCCGGCCAUCUGCCCGGCUACACGAUGAACUACAACCACCAUGGGCUGGUCUUCUCGAUCAACACACUCAGCGCGAAAACGCUCUGCAGUGGUAAAACGCCGCGCCAUUUCAUUACCAGGGCGCUGCUGUCGGCGGAAAACUUCAUCCAGGCACAACAGAUCCUGCGGGACAAUGGUGUUGGGGCGGCGGACGGAUGUUCGGUCAAUAUGACGUUCUUGAAGCAGGAAGGGGACCGGCUAUUCCACAACGCUGAAAUGGGGCCGGCCAUGUCUGGAGACCAGUCGCAGCUGAACAUCUUCACCGCCAGCCCGGGCGAGUGCAUCAUGCACGCGAACAAGUACCUCCGGCUGCCGGUGCCGGAAGUGACCGGGCUCAUCAUCGACUCGUCCGUCGAGCGGAUGAAGACGUUCGGCGGCUUCCAGACGCCCCGCUCCGUGCACGACGUGAUCAAGAUGCUGGGCGACACGAGCGCCCAGGAGCACACGGUGUUCCGCGAGAACGGCUCCAAGGAUGUCAUCAAGACGGUGUGCGUCGGCAUCUUCGACUGCAUUCGCCGCACCUGGACGCUCUACUCGGACAACCCGAAGUUCAAUGCACCGCUCGUCGUGUUACCGCUCGUGCUGAAGGACUAAUGAUUGACGGGUGACAUCGAAACACACAUCUCCGGCGGCGCUGACACGGUGGGUGUAAUGUUUGGCAGGCGGCAACCGCGGGCGAAAUUUUCGACCAACCACUAUACUUCACCUCUCACCACAUGCCCCUUGUUCCACAUGUUAUUUUUCUAAAUUAUUUUAUUAUACUUUUAACAAUGGUGAAAUAUACUACGCUUAUUCCACAAGGGAAAA